AUGUCCGCGCAAUUCCCAGACGGUCACUUAGCUCUGAAAGAUCUUGCCGAUCACCUUAUCAAAGAAUUCAGGGGAAGGGAAAGGAACGUUGAUUUGGAUGCGGUAAUCACGCUUGGGCGAACUGCACUGGAAUGUACGCCACCAGAACACUCACAACGCCAUUAUGCCCUCAUCAAUCUCGCCGACCUCCUUUCCGAACGGUCCAAGAAGAAGAGAACGAAAGAGGAUUUGGACGAAGUAAUCAUGAUAAGACGAGUUGUGUCGGAAUACAUGGUCCCGAACGACCCACAUAGACAAAGAAUUCUUCUCGAACUCGACGACUGCCUUCACGAACGCUUCAGGAGGGAGGAUUCCAUGGCAGACCUGGAAGAGAUCAUAUCUCUUCGCCGGGCUGCAUUGGAACGUACUCCUCUGCCGGAUCGAUGCAGACCUCUUCUCGACCUCGCUAGUGCCCUUCACGAACAAUUUCAAAGACAAGGCCCAGCGAACAUCAUGAGUGAGGCUGUUAGCCUCGCGCAAGCUGCGUGGGAGCUUCACCGCCCAGGUCACCCAGAUCAUGUAUUAUCUCGAGACCUUCUCGCGAGUUAUCUCAAAACGAAGGUUAGAGCAGGGUCUGCUCCUGCUCAUGUGAAAGAACCAGGGGCUAGCUCUUCGGGCUUCAAUUCCCUUAAUAUCAAGCAAUUAAUCAAGAGGGCUGUUUCCAAAACAGUUGAAAAAAUUCCCCACCGUUUGUUGCACACGCCCACUGGCCUUUUGUGUAACCGGGAUGCGCAGGUAUCCCGUUUCGAGGGCAGCCAUCAGUACAAGCAACUGCUGUUGUCCACCUCUCCGCUCAACAGCCAGCAACUUGUAACGGAGAUCGAUGAUGUGCUCUCAGAGUUCUUUGAAUUUGCCACGCUGUCUCACAAGUGGGGGAUUCGCGAGCCGUGA
This is a messenger RNA of Pisolithus orientalis, 930 nucleotides long. RefSeq lists its product as uncharacterized. Lineage: Eukaryota; Fungi; Basidiomycota; Agaricomycetes; Boletales; Pisolithaceae. The transcript has a single exon. The record is from RefSeq and is a predicted model, not a curated record. Gene Ontology annotation, molecular function: protein binding. The coding region runs from base 1 to 930 and encodes 309 amino acids.